This is a messenger RNA of Myotis davidii, 2003 nucleotides long. It is a transcript of the gene FAM107A, whose product is annotated as family with sequence similarity 107 member A. Bases 177 to 611 code for a protein of 144 amino acids. The record is from RefSeq and is a predicted model, not a curated record. Lineage: Eukaryota; Metazoa; Chordata; Mammalia; Chiroptera; Vespertilionidae. Gene Ontology annotation, cellular component: synapse; stress fiber; neuron projection. Gene Ontology annotation, biological process: regulation of actin cytoskeleton organization; actin filament bundle assembly; actin filament polymerization. The transcript has 4 exons.
GGAAUGCAAAGCUGCCUCACUCGCUGGCACAUUUCAGCCGCCUGGCCUGUGAUCCCGGGGGUUUAAGAACCGCCCUGUGGAGGAGGCGGCCCUGCAGCUAGUCUGGGACUUCUAGGUGGAGCGAGGAGGCCAGCAACACCGUCCGAGUUCCCGCAGGACGUGGGCAGAGAACCUCCAUGUACUCAGAGAUCCAGAGGGAACGGGCAGACAUCGGUGGCCUGAUGGCCCGGCCCGAGUACAGAGAGUGGAACCCAGAGCUCAUCAAGCCCAAGAAGCUGCUGAUCCCCGUGAAGGCCUCGCGGAGCCAUCAGGAGCUGCACCGAGAGCUGCUCAUGAACCACAGGAGGGGCCUGGGUGUGGACAGCAAGCCCGAGCUGCAGCGCGUCCUGGAGCACCGCAGGCGGAACCAGAUCAUCAAGAAGAAGAAGGAGGAGCUGGAGGCCAAGCGGCUGCAGUGUCCCUUCGAGCAGGAGCUGCUGAGGCGGCAGCAGAGGCUGAACCAGCUGGAAAAACCACCGGAAAAGGAAGAGGACCAUGCCCCGGAAUUCAUCAAAGUCAGGGAGAACCUACGGAGAAUCACCACGCUGUCGAGUGAAGAGCGGGUGCUGUAGAGCUGGCUGGGGGGGGUCCGGCCCCCCGCAGCCCUCCCCCGGCCCCCACACCCUCCUCCAGCCCUUCUGUAUCUGGCAGCCCUGAGCCCCAGGUUUGGGGACAUCUGCUGCGUUCAUGCUUGCUCCUGUAAACUGCGCUGUCCCAGAGGCCCUGCCUAUCCCUCCCCCGCACCCCCAGGAGCUGGGGGUCCCGAAGCUCACAGGAGUUUCCUUCUGAGCACUCACCCCUCCUGCCCCAAGAGGAAGCCACCUGGGAAAACUUUCACAGGGCACCUCCCUGGCCCGACAGCCCUCCAUUCUGCCCAGGCCCCAUGGGACCCUGAGUCUCUGGGCAGCUCCACUCGCAGGUCUCAGAGAACUUCCCUGCCCGCGGUUUCACCUGCAGCCAGGAGUGAGGCAACUAGCGGAGCAUCUCAGGACACCUGUCUUGAAAGCCAACCAAGGGGAGAAGGUUCAAGUGCAGUUGUCCCUGGUGAGGAAGGGCAGGGCAGCCCACAGGUGGCCUGGUGGCUCCCACCAUGGCAGGUGGGAAGGGUGGUAACAAAGACAACUGCUUAGAGUUUGCCAGCCUCCCCCACCCCCCUUCUCCCCGGUCCCCUGGUUCAGGCUCGUAAGCACUCCCAGCCAGGGCUUCAGCCUUCCUGCUCCCAGGUCUGCAGCAUGCUGCCCAGGCUCCAUCCUGCCUUCGACUCACUGGGGUCUUGUUAAAUUCCGGCUUCUGCGUCCGCAGCUCUGGGGUGGGGCUGAGAGUCUGCAUUCCCAUCAAGCUCUGGGGCCACACUGAGCAGCAAGGCCGGAGCGCCAGGGGUGCUAAAUAUUGGAAACGUCACCCCUGAAGCCAACCUGCCCCCGCAAGUCCCUCGGGCCUGUGCCCUGGGGUUCCCCCUUCCCCUGCAGCCUUCAGGGCUCUCUGUGUCCAGCCCAACCAGGGCCCCAGGCCCGAGCAGACUUAAAGCCUAGCCGGUCGUUCCAGAUUUAUGACAGAUUCUCACCAGACAUCUCACAGUCCAGGACCUCCAAUCUGCAUUUCCACCGCACUGUUGUGGUGCAAUUCUAGCCAAAAAAUACAUUUUUUUUUUUUUUUACCUAAAACCCAUGGAGAGCAUGUACACAGUGGUUUCCAAUAGGUUUCUGGAACUAGAAACAGUGAUUGCCGACCCCACUGCCACCCUCGCGGCCUGGCCCCUGUGAGUCCCCAUUUUCAGCCUCUGGACCUGAGACCCACCCUCCUUGGCUUCUGUGCCCCCUGCCCUCGCGGGGCAGCUCCAGGGACCUCACCCACGGCCUCCCCAAAGCCCUCCCACGCAAGACCAAAUGGUUUCACCUUUUGCUCCCAUUUUUCAAGACUUAAAGAAUAAACCAGGCCUGUUGCUUUCUCCCCUGAAGAGCAAA